AUGUCUGCACCAAUACAAUCUGCUCUUCUCCUACGAAAACAAUUGAAAGAAUUGACUAAACACCCUGUGGAAGGCUUUUCAGCUGGACUUGUCGAAAAUGAUAAUAUUUAUGAGGUAGAAUGGGAAAUUAUAAUUCUAGGCCCACCGGAUACUCUUUACGAAGGAGGAUUUUUCAAAGCAAGAAUGACAUUCCCAAAGGAGUAUCCAUUGAUGCCUCCAACAUUGAAAUUUAUUACUGAAAUGUGGCAUCCGAAUGUGUAUCCAAAUGGAGAUGUUUGCAUUUCGAUUUUGCAUCCUCCAGGUGAAGAUAAAUAUGGCUAUGAAGAUGCAGGUGAACGUUGGAUGCCUGUGCAUACAGUUGAAACUAUUCUGUUGAGUGUAAUUUCAAUGCUAUCAAGUCCCAACGAUGAAUCUCCUGCCAAUAUUGAAGCAGCCAAAGAGUGGCGGGAAGAUUAUCCUGCUUUCAAAAAACGUGUGCAGCGAUUAGUUCGACGAUCUGCCGAAACGUUUUAG
Molecule: messenger RNA, 513 nt
Organism: Ambispora gerdemannii
Lineage: Eukaryota; Fungi; Glomeromycota; Glomeromycetes; Archaeosporales; Ambisporaceae
Source: the annotation of a GenBank genome assembly